Molecule: messenger RNA, 3939 nt
Organism: Raphanus sativus (radish)
Lineage: Eukaryota; Viridiplantae; Streptophyta; Magnoliopsida; Brassicales; Brassicaceae
Exons: 8
Coding region: 313-3798 (1161 amino acids)
Source: RefSeq, a predicted model, not a curated record
CUCUUAAUCAGCCAGCAACUCCCCCCCCUCACGCGUCUUUUGCCUAAAUGUAUAUAUCUUACCUGCGAAUCUCAUCGUAAUCGCCUUCCUCGCGUCUCUUUCCCGAUUCAAUCCAAUUUUUUUAUUCGAUUCGAUUCCCUCCAUCGAAGAGAUCUCAAUCCCGAGGAAACAUCGUAAUUGGAGGAGUUAAUCAGGAUUCACCCCCAAUCAAUUCAUUCCUACGAUUGAUAAUUCGCUUUCGAGUCAUUUAGUAGUCUGCGGUAUGGGAAUCAUUGGUUAGUGAAUACAGACAGAGACGAGUGUUAGAGAGAAAUGAUGGCACACAAGGAUGAUGAUCACUCCUCCUCUUCUUGGUUUUGGUCAAGUGACGUUGAUGGUGUCAGCUGCAUUCAGCUCCACAAGUUCUGGAGUGAGUUGUCUACAAAAGCUAAGCAGAAGCUUCUGAGGAUAGACAGGCAAGCUCUGUUUGAGAAGGCGCGCAAGAACAUGUGCUGUUCUAGAUGCAAUGGCCUACUUCUCGAAUGCUUCUUGAUGAUUGUCUCAUCAUCAUCAUCGCAGCAGCAACAGCAGAGAGGAGGAUCGAAAGAUCAAAACAGCAACUCAGCUCUCAGCAGUAACGCAUUGCAAGACCCCGAUGCUCAUCAAUGGGGAGGCCUCACUGCCACGCGGGAUGAAUCACUCACGCUUCUUGACUGCUAUUUGUAUCCCAAAUCUUUCAAAGUGUUACAAACUGUGUUUGAAAGUGCGCUUGCUAGGGAGAGGGAACGUGAGUUGCUUUAUCCUGAUGCCUGUGGUGGGGAUGGCCGGGUUUGGAUUAGUCAAGGGAUGUCUGGAUAUGGUAAAGGUCAUGGAACUAGAGAAGCUUGUGCUUUGCAUACCAGAUGGCUCUCUUGCGAUACGUUAGCUGAAUUUUAUUCUGCUUUAGAAGACGAAAGCCGGCAGUCACUUUUCACUAUGAAAGAAGAGGAUUUCAUUGGAAGACUAACUUCCAGAUUUGACCGCAAGAAGUUCUGUAGAGACUGCAGAAAAAAUGUUAUCCGAGAGUUUAAAGCACUCAAGGAACUUAAACGAAUGCAAAUUAAACCACAAUGUACCGAAUGGUUUUGCGUUGCGGAUACAGCCUUUCAAUAUCAGGUGGGAAUUGAUUCCGUUAAAGCAGACUGGAGUCAGUAUUUUACAGAGAAUGCUGGAUAUUAUCAGUUCGAAUGGGCUAUUGGAACUGAAAAAGGCGAAUCUGAUAUCCUCGAUUUCAGACGAGUAGGCAGUAAUAGGAGUGCCCAAGUCAAUGGCCUAGAUCUUCAUGGAUUAAAAGAAUGCUACAUUACUCUUAGGGCAUUUAAAAAAAAAGGCCGCGCCUCGGAGAUAUCAGUCAAAGCCCAUGCAUUGGGAUGCCAACAAUGCGUUCAUUCUAGGCUUGUGGUUGGGGAUGGACUUGUUUCAAUUAGAAGUGGGAAAUGCAUCCGAAUGUUUUUUGAGCAUGCCGAAGAAAUUGAGGAAGAAGAGAGUGAAGUAGACAAAGAUGGGAAUGAGCUUGAUGGUGAGUGCUUCCGACCACAAAAGCACGCUAAGAGUCCAGAACUUGCUCGAGAGUUUCUUCUAGAUGCUGCAACGGUUAUUUUCAAGGAGCAGGUUGAAAAGGCAUUUAGGGAUGGUACAGCCCGUCAAAAUGCUCACAGUAUAUUUGUCUGCCUUUCAUCGAAACUAUUGGAGCAACGUGUUCAUGUUGCCUGCAAGGAAAUUACCACCUUAGAGAAGCAGACGAAGCUUCUUGAAGAAGAAGAAAAAGAAAAGCGUGAAGAAGAGGAGCGAAAAGAGCGGAAAAGAACAAAAGAAAGGGAGAAAAAACUUCGUAAAAAAGAGAGGUUGAAAGAAAAAGAACGAGAAAAAGAGCAGAAGGAUCCAAAGUUUAUUGAUAAAGAAGGAGAAAAACUAGCAGAAGAAGUCUCUAUGAAUCUUGAGGAGGAAUCAAACAAUACCAUAAACUGCGAGGACUCAGGAAUUGAAACUGGAGAUGUAGAAUUGUCCCCACUUGGUACUCCUGAUGAUCAAGAUGGAGAUUGUUUGAAUGGUUGCGUUACUCCAACAGCGGAGACCCACUAUUAUGAUAUCACCGAUAGAGAUCAUGAAAAUGGGUGCUGUACAAAUGAUAGCUCAAGACCUGUUCAGCAGACAGAAAGCAUAGGGAAAGAACAUCGGCCUGAUCAUGCUUUGAGGUGGUCAGAUACAAAUAGAUAUCCGGAGAAUGCUUCUUUUGUCCAUAUUGCUGAGUCAAGAUACUGUAACGAUAGCUUAGAACUUUCAUCAAGACAUCUUAACGGGUCAAAUAAAAAUAUGAGGGUGAUAGCUUCGAAGGCUGGUGGUAGACCAAACAGCAUUAGGUCUCAUCAGGGUUUUCAGCGUUCUGGCAACAGGAAUGGUGAGAGGUACGGUGACCGUUCUUGCAGUUACUGGGUAAAGGCAGAAUCUAAUAUAUCUGCAACUAGAGGUAUGCCAGAAAACAAAACAAUAUAUAAAUCAGACUCUGAUCUAAAUGUGAGAGAACCCAUGCAGCUGAAGCAUCCGCGAAACAGCUCACACUCUGACACACCACCAGUUACAUGUUCAACAUUUAAGGCAGGAGAGGUUAGUUCCACUGUCGAGUCAGCGGAGGCACAGUCUCGAUACAAGGCUACAGAACAGUUGGGUAAUGCCAAUCUUAGUGAUUGCAGCAAUGUGUAUGGUAAUUAUAUUAAUCCAACCGAGGAAGACAAGAAGAUGGAAGUUCACAUAACAUCGAAGGAUGAUGGCAUGUACUCCAAAGAUCCAAUGAUGAGUAGAAGCUCCAGUUCAGAUAAUUGCUCUUCAUGUCUCAGUGAAGGAGAUAGCAAUACAGCGUCUUCAAACAGCGGAAACACUGAAUCCUCCCCAAUGUCUGACUUGGAAGAUGCCAGUCAGCACGUUGAAGGAAGAGAGUCUCUAGUGGAUGUUGAAAACCAUAUGCAGGAUUGUCAAGAGAAGAUAAUAGAGAAAGAGACAGAGACAGAGAAGAGUAUUGAUGAAAGAGACCUUAAGAAAAUGUCUAAUCAUCCAGCUGAAAACGGGGAAAGUAAAUUAACGGGAACUCCUUGUACGGUUCUUAGCCAAAGCAUGGACAAUACAGGGGCCUUUGUUAGUACUGGUUCCUACCUGUCCCAGCCACAAAGCAUGAUGUUUCCCCAAAUGGUUAACCAGAGUAUACCUUUGCCUCUCUUCCAGGCUCCUUCAACAAUGGGUUACUACCAUCAAGCUCCAGUCUCUUGGUCUGGAGCUCCAGGCAAUGGAUUGAUGCCAUUCCCUCAUCCUAAUCAUUAUGUAUACACAGGUCCUCUUGGAUACAGUCUAAGUGGAGAGUCCCCGUUAUGCGUCCAGUAUGGGACUCCAUUGAACCAUUCAGCAACCCCUUUCUUCAACUCCGGGCCAGCUCCAGUUUAUUAUCCGUUCGUGGACCAAGUUCAAACUCUUGAACCAUUGGAAAACAGAGCAGCCGAUGAAAAGAAGAUAAACAAAGUUUAUCCAGUGGAAACUCCAAGCAGCAGAGGUCCGGAUACUGAUAGUGGCGAAGACUUCUCCUUGUUCCACUUCAGUGGGCCAGUUGGUCUGUCUACAGGAAGUAAGUCGAAUCCUGCUCAUUCCAGAGAUGGGGUGUCGGGGGACUUCUCCUUGAAGUUGUCAGGAGAUCAUGUCUUUGGUGACAAUAAUAAGAAGAAGAAAGAGAGCACACUAGGUGAAGAGUACAACUUGUUUGCCAAAAGUAACAUCUUGAGGUUUUCUAUCUUCUAAAAGGUUUUUUUUAUACUGUUUACUGGAAAAGAUUUAUACAGUUGGUUUUCAGACUGUUUGGUGUUAAUGGAGGAUUGCAAUCCUUGUUAUUUCAUUUCAUGUAGAGAUCUCUGCAAGAGUUUUUUCUUUUUCUUUUCGAAA